Fonticula alba is the source of this 2105-nucleotide messenger RNA. RefSeq lists its product as hypothetical. The record is from RefSeq and is a predicted model, not a curated record. Bases 226 to 2064 code for a protein of 612 amino acids. Gene Ontology annotation, biological process: cytoplasmic microtubule organization; microtubule nucleation; mitotic cell cycle. Gene Ontology annotation, cellular component: gamma-tubulin complex; microtubule; cytoplasm. Gene Ontology annotation, molecular function: GTP binding; structural constituent of cytoskeleton. Lineage: Eukaryota; Rotosphaerida; Fonticulaceae. The transcript is spliced from 7 exons.
UCUCUCUCUUUCUCUCUCUCUCGCCCUCUGCCCUGCUCCCUGAUUCGCCCGGUCUUUUGCCGUGUGUUGACCCCCUCCCAAGCGGCAGACCGGCCUCCCGUCUCCUCCCCUCCUGCUGCUCUCCCCGCCUCGCCUCCAUUCUCUUCAACUGCCAAGGGCACUCCUCGCUGCCGCCUCCGAUCGCCGGACCAGACCGGCGCUCCGCACGACUGCCCUCUGGCAGCAAUGUCGAAGGAGAUUGUUAGCAUCCAGCUCGGCCAGUGUGGCAACCAGGUCGGUCUGUCAUACUGGUCGGCUCUCUGCCGAGAGCAUGGCCUCUCGCCAGAUGGCGUUGUCCAGUCCACCCCCCUGGGCCAACACACCUCCGACAUGAAGGACAUCUUCUUCUCCCAAGUGUCCGACCACAAAUGGGUCCCGCGUUUGGUGAUGGCCGAUCUGGAGCCACGGGUCAUCGACCAGGUGCUCGUCGGGCCACAUGCCGACCUCUUCCGACGCGACCGGGUGUUCAAAGGCAGUGACGGCGGCGGAGCCGGCAACGUUUGGACCAAGGGCUACUGGGAGUCGGCCACCAGUGGGGCCGGCACCGACGCGCCAUCGGACCUGGCCUUCGAGUUCCUCCUUGGAGAUAUGAUCAACCGCGAGGCCGAAGCGUGUGACCGAUUGGAGGGGUUCAUGCUGACACACUCGAUCGGCGGUGGAACGGGCGCCGGCGUCGGCAGCCGGACUCUCGAGUGGCUUGUGGACAACUUCCCCUCCAAGCAUAUUCAAACAUCCUCGAUCUUUCCCCAAAUCCGCGGCUCCUCGGACGUGGUGCUGGCCCCGUACAAUGUGCUGCUGUCUCUCCGGCGCCUGGCCGAAUGCGCAGAUGCAGUGUUUGUCUUCGACAAUUCGGCCUUCGCCAAUUCGUCGCACUUCCGCCAGAGCCAACUGGCGGGCCUCGCGCCCAAGGAAUCCUUCGGCGUCAACAACCGCUUCAUCGCCCGGGCGUUGGCGCUGGCGACCGCGCCGAUGCGGCUGCCCUCGACGCCCGGCGGUCCGGGGUCGGCCUCCGGCGGGUCGGCCGGCCUCGGCGGCAUCAUUGCCUCCCUGGUGCCGGACUCGCGGCUGCAAUUCCUGACCCCCUCUCUGUCUGCCUGGCCGCGGGCGGUCGGGGACCUUCCUUUGGCCGGAGCCGGGGGGGGCGACUUCGACCCUGCCCUGGGCGGCGGUAUGUAUCCCCUUUCCGGGCGCGGUGCGGGUCCCGGCACCGGGGGCCAAACCCUGCGCGACAUGCUGCCAAACCUCCUGCGGCCGGACCACCGGCUGGCCGGAGCCCCGGGCGGCCCGCCCGGCCGGCUGAUCGCCGCUUGGGCUUCGAUUAGCUCGGGCUCGGCUGGCGGGCCUGGCGCGGCGCCCUCGCUAGAAGCGCAUGACGUACAUCAUGCGCUGGCUCGGUUGAGACACCGCGGCCUGCUGGUGUCCACCAGCCAUGCCCCCAGCUCGCUGCCGACCACGGCGCAGUUCCUGGCCCUGGGCCAGCAGGCGGCCACCGCGGCGGCUGCCAUGUCGCACGACCACCUGCCAGCUGGGGGGGGCUUCCGGCGGCAGGCCUUCUCCAGCCCGCCCCCCUUCGCCCCCUGGGUACCGGCCUCCCUUCAGAUUGCUGUGUCUGGCCAGCCGGCCGCGAUGCCGGCCGCCACCGAACCGGCCCCGAACCAAGCCCCUGAUGGGCUUCUCCUGUCCAACUGGACUGGCAUUGCAGCAACCUUCCACGAGUAUUGCACCGCCUUCUCGCGUAUGAACACUCGCCGGGCAUACUACCGUCAGUACACCGCAUAUCUGCCCUCCCAGUCGGAUGCCGACUUCCACGAGGAACUUAUGCAGUGCUACGAUGCCGUUCGCGACCUGAUCAGCGAAUAUUCCCUGGCCGAAACGGCCGACUAUCUGACCGCCACCGGUGCCGAGGACAGCCCCGCCGAUUUGACCGCCCACCAGUACCAGCAACGGCCGCCGCACCAGCACCACUCGGACCACCCCCACUCCUACCUCAGUCACCACAAUCAUCUGUCAGGUGGCCGCUUUUAAUAGAUCACGCGGCGAAUCGCCCCGCCCCCCUCAACUGCCGC